This is a messenger RNA of Oryzias latipes (Japanese medaka), 4091 nucleotides long. RefSeq lists its product as uncharacterized. The record is from RefSeq and is a predicted model, not a curated record. Gene Ontology annotation, molecular function: protein binding. Lineage: Eukaryota; Metazoa; Chordata; Actinopteri; Beloniformes; Adrianichthyidae.
AGCUCCACCCACCAAAAGCCAGAACUCCACCAGAGCUGCCGUUCAGCCUCUGUCCCUCAGUGAUACCUCACCCUGCAACAGAGGGCCCAACAAGACUGCAGCCUGGAUUUCAUGACCACUGUCCCAUAAAUGCAUAAGAAAACACCCAGAGAAGCAACAUAAGACUGAAUGAACAGUGAAAGGAGACAAGGGAGGUACAGGAGUGAAACAGGUUGAGAUAUUUUGAAGAAAAUGGUUGCUGUACUCCAGGGUUAUUCCUGUCAACUCAUCUCAGUGUUCCAGCUCUGCUUCUUAAACCUGGUGCAUGGUGGAGUUUAUUAUGGACAGAAACAGCCACCUCAGCAGCCCAUACCACAGUACAAUGAUGACGGGUUUCCCCAACCACAGUUUCUGGGGAACGAGAUGCCAGGCUCACCUUACAGUAAAGAUGUUCCCUUACUGCCUCAGUUUGGAAAAGAGUUCCCUCACCUGCCUUUGCAAAUGAGUAAACAUAGACCCCUGGCUGAUGGUAAAGGACAAACUUUCCUCAGAGGGUCUAAAGGUCCACGUCCACCCCUCCCUGGAGGAGAAGGUAUACCACUGGGCCCAGCAGGAAUUCAGGGUCCCCCUGGACUACCAGGGCCACCAGGACCACAGGGGCCUCCUGGGUUACCGGGGCAGGCAAUACCAGGUUCACCGGGAAAGCCAGGGCCUCCUGGUCCCCAAGGCUACAGAGGGGUUGGAAAACCCGGUAUACCAGGGUUGCCAGGAAAACCUGGAGGACCUGGAUUACCAGGACCAAAAGGGGACCUUGGUCCAAGUGGUGGUGAAGGGCAAAUUGGAAUUCCUGGGCCACCUGGGCUUCCUGGACCUACAGGACUACCAGGGAUUUCAAAGCCAGGGAGUCAAGGGCUACCAGGACUCUCAGGUGUACCAGGUGAGCCUGGUCAAAAAGGGAUGCCUGGGUUACCUGGUUCUCCUGGUCCAAAGGGAGAAAAAGGAAUUGGGUUACCUGGUUUUCCAGGUUUGAAAGGACCUAGUGGUCCCCCAGGUCCACCUGGACAAGCUGGCCUUCCUGGAAUUGGCAGCCCUGGCCCUAAUGGUCUACCUGGGCAACCGGGGAUACCAGGAAAACCUGGUACUCCAGGAGAACAAGGCCCAUCAGGGUCCCCUGGUGAAAGAGGUCAACCUGGACAGCCAGGUAUUCAAGGCUUCGGAAAACCUGGGAAAGAUGGUUUCAGAGGGCAACCAGGGCUUCCAGGAGGAAAAGGGGACCAAGGUCCUCCUGGUUUGAUAGGGCCUCCAGGUUUGCAAGGUUAUGGUAAACCAGGAUAUCCAGGACCAAAGGGUUAUAAGGGGCAUGCCGGUCUCCCAGGAACACCUGGCCUCAAAGGUGACAAAGGUCAUGUAGGUCCUCCAGGGGUUAUUGGUCCUGAUGGGAACAAUGGAAUGCCUGGAGCACCUGGUCUGAUUGGGCCUCCUGGGGGUUUUGGUCUUUCGGGACUAAAGGGAGAGGAUGGCUCUAUGGGCCCAAGAGGAAAUCCGGGGAUGAAGGGUCAAAUAGGACCUCCAGGUUUUCCGGGACAGCUUGGUAGGUCAGGGGACUCUGGGCAACCAGGACCAAGAGGUUUGCAAGGACCCAUUGGCCCUAAAGGAGAAGCUGGUACUAGGGGUUUACCCGGUGUACAUGGUGCUCCAGGAUUGCCAGGACCAAGAGGAGAAGUGGGAGCAGCUGGAGACAAAGGCCAUCAAGGGCCACAGGGUAUUCCAGGGCACGCAGGUCCAGGGGGACCUAUUGGACCCCCUGGGCUUCCAGGACAAAAAGGUGACAUAGGCCCACCUGGUAAUCCAGGUUAUCCUGCCAAGGGAUACCCAGGUCCUCCUGGUCAAAUUGGUCCUCAAGGAAACACAGGUCCUAACGGUCCUCCUGGACUUCCAGGGCGACCAGGACAACCUGGGCCCCCUGGUCCUCCAGGACUACCUGCUUCAUCUCCUGACCUUGUACAGAUCCUCCCUCACAGUGGCCCUUUCAAUGGCCAAACUUACAAACCCUCCAAAAGUGGCAGUAUAAGUGAAAGUAGUCUGAACAUGCCUGCAUUUACAGCAAAGCUCACAAAUCCAUUUCCCCCCGUUGGUUCUCCCAUCAUCUUUGACAAGCUCCUGCACAACGGCAACCAGGACUACAACCCCCAAAAUGGAGUUUUCACCUGUACCAUACCAGGGAUCUAUUAUUUUGCUUACCAUGUCCACUGCAAAGGAAGUAACGUUUGGGUGGCACUCAUGAAGAACAAUGAGCCUGUGAUGUACACUUACGACGAGUACAAAAAGGGCUUGCUGGAUCAGGCUUCGGGAAGCGCUGUACUUCCGUUACGGAAAGGAGACACUGUGCAUUUACAGCUCCCAUCGGAUCAGGCAUCUGGACUAUAUGCAGGUCAAUAUGUCCACUCCAUAUUUUCUGGAUACUUAUUGUACCUCAUGUAAUGACUUGUGUUUGGAUAGACUACGGACUCCCUGGGGACAAAGGGGAGAAAAGAAUUUCAUUUUUGAGGUUUGACAUUAGCCACAUUAGUCAGUUUGUAAAUACUGGUAGUUGAAUGAUUAUAGAAAUGUAACUUAGUCAACACUUCAUUCAUUCAUUCCAUCUGUGAUAAGGAGGGAAAGCAAAGAUCUUCAUAUAAAAAUGUGUUUUUCUGUUGAGCUACGUUUAUACCGCCCUCUGCAAUCGGCGUUCAAAAAGUCCAUGUAUAUGCAUUCAAAUUGCUAGCGUUCAUGAGCUGAAAGUUUAAUCAGGUUGAACUUUGACCAACAGAAUUGGUAUUUCUCAUUGACUCUAAAUAAUGGACAAAGCAAGAGUGACGUCAUCCAUAAAAAAUGCCUUACCUCCAGCGAAAUGACGCCAAUUCAGUCACCAUUUUACGCACUUCAGGCAUCACCAUUUGAAGGCAGUUAAACGGUUUGAGUCACGUUUCUAGGGCAAUUACUGGCGCCAAUCAGGAGUAUGCUUUUUCAAAAUCCACACCCCUUGCACUGAAUCUGUUGAUCAAACCUUUGAUGUAGGGGCCAGCGGGCACCAUGCAUGUAUAACUUCAAUAAUUUACAAUAAAGAAAAUAAACAGUGUGAAAAAAAAUUGGAUUAUCAAAAAGAUAUUAAGAACAAGCUAUAAGAGCAAGAAAUGUGCUGACAAAUAGAAUGACUGACUAAUUACUGUUUAUUUCUCAAUAGAAGUCUAUGAGAUUUUGUCUUCUUGAAGCCAGCAGGUACUUCCUAUUUGGAACGCAAGGGGGAGGGGUCAAGCUGUCAGCUAAUAUACAGUCUAUGGUACUGAGGUACAGAAGGCAAUCCUUUUAAUUCACGAAAGUGCCAAGCGCUUGAAAAUUGAUCAUAAAGAGGAAAUUAAUAAUUACAGUUUGUGCCCGACCGGAUUUAUAAUCCACCAAGUCUUAGAGCUGUGAAUAAAAAAGCCUGAAGCAAGAUUUGCACUGCUUUGACAUCUCGCAUCAACUGCGGGUACAUGCACUAUUGACAGUCCAGUGUAAACACCUUAAGAACAAGCAUCACAUGCCCUGAGUGAACAUACUAAACAAAAGCAUAUCAAAUUAAAUAUGAAGCUAGAUUGCAGCUAAGAUACAGUUUUCAUGCAUUUACUCAGUUUUUUUUAUUUCCUUUCUUAAUAAACAAUGCAUUUUAUUGGAUAUGUGUAUCUUUAACUGUUACUGAGCAUCUGGGAAAACUAAGUGUAGUUUUUUUUUUUUAGCACAUUAUGGAAAGUGAACUUUAAUUUCUACAUAAAAUAGGGAUACAGUCUUUGUAACAUUUUUUUGGCAUGUAUAAUAAUUUAUUUUUUUUACUACUGAUAACAGAAAUUUACCAACAUUUUUCAACAAUGAAUGAAAACAUUUUUUUUGUGUUAAUGUAAAAAGGCUUCCUUUGUGUGUCAUGCACUUUCAGAUGAAUUUGUGAUCCUUCCAUAAAAUGUUACUUUCCUUUUCUCUUUAGGGGAGGGCGGGCCUUUUUACAGUUACUUUGUCAAACAACUUUUGUGCCAAAUGUGAGAAUUGUGAUUUCUUUUAAGAUAUAUAUUUUAAUAAAAUAGUAACCUCCUGACCUACAA